Trifolium pratense (red clover) is the source of this 4926-nucleotide messenger RNA. RefSeq lists its product as uncharacterized. Lineage: Eukaryota; Viridiplantae; Streptophyta; Magnoliopsida; Fabales; Fabaceae. The transcript has 7 exons. The record is from RefSeq and is a predicted model, not a curated record. Gene Ontology annotation, biological process: DNA repair; telomere maintenance. Gene Ontology annotation, molecular function: DNA helicase activity. Bases 1 to 4926 code for a protein of 1641 amino acids.
AUGGAGAAUCAAACAAUUGCUAAGAAAAUUGCAUCAAAAAUUGCAAGGCACAAGAGAAAAUUAAUCCUUCAACAGAAAAGAAGAAUCAUAAAUAUGAAAAGGAGCGGUUAUCAACGCAUAUCUAUUGGAUUUUCCACAACAGCAGGUAUCACUUAUAAUUCUAUGAGUAACAUUCCACUUAAUGAUAUGCCUUCAUCAGUGGUAAACAGACUGAUUCAAAAUAGGCAAUCCAUACCAAUUGCAUCAUCCACACCACCAGAUGUGGUUUCUACUUCUAUGACCAGGACUCCACUUUGUGAUAUUACUUCAUCAGUGGUGAAUAGACUAAUUCCAAGUUUACAACCUGGUGAUCAAUCUGUUAAUGAAACACUCAUACAUAAAAAACCCAUUCCAUCCAAGAGUUGUAUCAAUGUUGAAGGAGUAAAAGUUAACUUGAGAAGCAAGUUUGAUGCAGUCAACAAAGUUCAAAAAAUAACUACUGUUCAAAAUACAUCUACAAUUCCAAAUUCUGACCAGAGUUAUGAUGAGAAUAAAAGAAAACAAACAGCCUCUCAAACUGGUCAUAAUGAGUUUCAACAAGACUCCGAUAUAUCUUCAAGCAGUGAAGAAGAUGCUUAUGACAGUUGCACAGAUAGUGACACAGAUCAAGAUGAUUCUGUUGAAUGCAUUACCUUAUCUGCAGCUAAUUCUCCACAAGGUUAUUCGGACAUUGGUGAUCCUCUACAUGAAUGUCAAUCAUGCGGAGCUCAAAUGUGGUAUCAAGAGAGGCGCGCAAAAUCCAGACACGCCGUAGAACCAACUUUCCAAAUUUGUUGUGGUAAUGGAAAAGUUCAAUUGCCAUUCCUAAAACAUCCACCUCAAUGUCUGGAAAAACUAUUGUUUGACAAUAUUUCCAAACAAAGUAAAAGCUUUCAGCAAAAUAUCAGGAUGUACAAUUCAAUGUUUUCUUUCACCUCACCUGGAAUGAAGUUUGAUAAAAAAACCAACAAGAAUGGUAAAGGGCCACCAGUUUUGAGAUUACAUGGACAACCCUGUCAUAGAAUGGGAAGCAUGUUGCCAAAGGAUGGCGAAUUUCCAAAGUAUGCACAACUUUAUAUCUAUGACACCGACAAUGAAAUAGCCAAUAGGAUAAAUAGUUGUGGGGGUAACAAAGCUAUUGAUCCUGAAAUCGUGACCAGCUUGGCUUCAAUGCUUGAUCAACACAAUGUCCAUGCUAAAGUUUUUCGAAUGGCAAGAGAUAAAUUAAAGCAAGGAAAUGUGAAUGAAUUGAAACUGAGACUAAUUCAUGAUAGGAAGACUGAUGGAAGGAUAUAUAAUCAUCCCACUGUUUCUGAAGUAGCAGCUCUUAUUGUCGGUGAUGUUGAUGCUGGAGAUACAAGAGAUCUAAUAAUAGAACAACGUAGUGGAAAACUUGAAAGAAUCAAUGAAUUCCAUUCAGCAUACCUUGGAUAUCAAUAUCCUCUACUAUUUCCAUAUGGAGAGGAUGGAUAUAGACGUGGAACACUACAUAAAGAAAGGCCCGAUGUCAUAAUUACAAAGAGAAAUCGACUCACAAUCAUGGAUUGGCUAUCUUUUCGAAUCCAAAUGAGAAAAUCAGAGGCUCAAACUCUAAUUUCUUCCAGAAGACUUUUCCAACAAUUUUUAGUUGAUGGUUUCACAAUGAUGGAGGCUGAAAGGUUAUCAUUCAUUAGAAACAAUCAAUCUACCUUAAGAGUAAGUAAAUAUCAAAAACUUCAUGCUGCUGAAGGAACAAAUGGGAAAACUGGUAAAAGAGUUGUAUUGCCUUCAACUUUUGUUGGUAGCAAAAGAUACAUGGACCAGUUAUAUUUUGAUGGUAUGGCCAUAUCUGCAGCAGUUGGUUUCCCUGAUUUGUUCAUAACCUUUACAUGCAAUCCAAAUUGGCCAGAAAUUAUUAGAUUACUUGACAGCAAACAUUUAAAACCUCAUGAUCGUCCAGAUAUCAUAGCUAGAGUUUUUAAAAUCAAAUUUAAUGAGUUGCUCAAAGAUCUUACCAAGAAUCAUGUCCUCGGAAGAGUAAUGGCAUAUUUGUACACUAUUGAAUUUCAAAAAAGAGGUUUGCCACAUGCUCACAUUUUACUAUUCCUUCACCCAUCAAGCAAGUUUCCAACUCCUGAUGAUAUUGACACCAUUAUCUCAGCUGAAAUUCCAGAUCAGUCAACACAGCAGGAAUUGUAUCAAUUGGUCAAACAUCACAUGAUUCAUGGCCCUUGCGGUAUAACACAUACCUCUUCACCUUGCAUGCAACAAACUGGCAGAUGUUCAAAGUAUUAUCCCAAAAAAUUUGUUGAAAAAACUAUUGUUGAUCAAGAUGGUUAUCCGAUUUAUAGAAGAAGAUCAAAUGGUCAUACUAUAACAAAAAGUGGAGUAACAAUGGACAAUAGAAAUGUUGUCCCUUACAAUGCUUUUUUGUUGUUGAAAUAUCAAGCACACAUCAAUAUGGAAUGGUGUAACCAAUGUACCUCAAUCAAAUAUCUCUUCAAAUACAUACACAAAGGAUAUGAUAGGAUCACAGCAUUUGUUUCUCCCUCCAUUAAGCAAAAAAGUUCUAAAAAUGAAGAAAUUGAUGAAGUCAAAGAAUACAUUGAUUGUAGAUAUGUAUCUCCAUGUGAAGCAUGUUGGAGAAUCUUUUCUUUUCCUAUCCAUGGUAGGAAACCUGCAGUUGAAAGAUUAUUCUAUCACUUAGAAGGACAGAAUUCUGUUUAUUUUCAAGAUUAUGAAAAUCUUGAUGAUGUUCUUCUUAAACCAAGCGUCACCGAAUCAAUGUUUACUUCAUGGUUAGAGGCAAACAAUACAUUCCCAGAGGCAAGAACUCUUACAUAUGGUCAAUUUGUCUCUAAGUUUGUUUAUGUCAAGAAGUCUAGAAAGUGGAAGCUAAGAAAAAGAGGAUACACAAUUGGAAGAUUAAUUUGGGUUCCUCCAAGUACUGGUGAACUCUACUAUUUUAGAAUGAUGUUGGCAGUUGUAAAGGGACCAACAUGUUAUGAUGAUAUCAAGAAAAUUGGAAAUACUCAAUACUUUACCUACAGAGAUGCUUGCUUUGCCAUGGGAUUUCUUGAAGAUGAUAGACAGUACAUCCAAGCUAUAAAGGAAGCUAAAGAUUGGGGUUCCGGCCAUUUUUUGAGAAAGCUUUUUGUCAUUAUACUACUUGCAAGAACAAUGAAUCGUCCUAGACAUGUAUGGGAUGAAACUAAAGUUUGGUUAUCAGAUGGUAUUCUCCAUCGACAACGGAUUAUUGCGAACAACAGAGAACUGCAGUUAACCGAAGCACAGCUUGAAAAUUUGACUCUAAUUGAGAUUGAAAAAUACUUAGAAGCCAACAGAAAAAGCUUGACAGAUUUUCCAUGCCUUCCAUUUCCAAACGACUAUGUCACAGCAGAAUUGGGAAAUAGACUAAUUUAUGAUGAGCUCAAUUAUGAUGUUCAUCAACAAAGAGAGGAAUUUCGCCAAUUGUAUCAGUCACUUACAGAUGAACAAAGAGGCAUAUACCAAACAAUUAUGAAGGCAGUCAGAAAACAACAAGGAGGUGUAUUUUUCUUACAUGGUUAUGGAGGAACAGGUAAAACAUAUAUGUGGAGAACACUUGCUUCGUCCCUCAGAUCAAAAUCACAAAUUGUUUUGACCGUUGCCAGCAGUGGAAUAGCAUCACUAUUAUUACCUGGAGGAAGAACCGCACAUUCAAAGUUUAAGAUUCCGGUUCCGACUUUAGAUAAUGCUACGUGCAAUAUAGAACACAAUGAUGAUCGGGCAGCACUUCUGAAACAAACCAAACUCAUCAUAUGGGAUGAAGCUCCAAUGGCGCAUAGGUAUACUUUUGAAGCACUUGAAAGAACACUGAGAGAUGUUAUGAGUUCCUUUUCAAACAGUCAAACAAUUUUCGGUGGAAAGGUUAUAGUUUUUGGAGGUGACUUUAGACAAAUACUUCCAGUGGUACCAAGAGGUUAUCGUUCAGAUAUUGUACAUGCCUCCAUCAACUCCUCAAAGAUAUGGGACCACUGUAAAGUAUUGACUUUAACUCAAAAUAUGAGGUUGAAAAAAAACGGAAACGAUCAUGAAAUAGCCAAUUUUUCAAAGUGGCUAUUAAAAGUAGGAGAAGGCAGACUAUCAGAGCCAAAUGAUGGUUAUGCUGAUGUAGAAAUUCCAAAGGAACUGCUAAUUCUUGAUUAUGAUGAUCCUAUUCCUGCUAUAGUUCAAAGUACUUAUCCAAACUUGGUCGAUCAAUACAAAUGUCCAAAUUAUUUGCAAGCAAGAGCAAUUCUAGCUUCCACAAUUGAAGUUGUCGAACAGAUCAACACAUAUGUUUUGAGCUUGAUACCAGGUGAUGCUCAAGAUUUUUACAGCUGUGACUCAAUCGAUCGUGCUGAUGUUAAUGAUUGUGAGAUAUUUGAGACGUUGACUCCUGAAUUUCUAAAUUCUCUUAAAACAUCUGGAUUACCAAAUCACAAAAUCAGUUUGAAAAUUGGAACACCGAUAAUGCUCAUGAGAAAUCUUGAUCAAUCGGAAGGCUUAUGUAAUGGUACUAGAAUGAUAGUAACAAGACUUGCAAAUCAUGUCAUUGAGGCAAAAAUUAUAAGUGGAAGACAUCUUGGAAACACAAUGUAUAUUCCACGAAUCAAAAUGUCACCAUCACAAUCACCAUGGCCAUUUAAGCUAAACAGAAUACAAUUUCCAAUUAUAGUCUCAUAUGCCAUGACCAUCAAUAAAUCACAAGGUCAGUCAUUGGAUUAUGUUGGAAUAUACUUGCCAAAGGAUGUCUUCAGUCAUGGUCAACUGUAUGUGGCAAUGUCAAGAGUUACCACCAAAAAAGGUUUGAAGAUAUUGAUAUAUGAUAAAGAUAAAAAAGCAGAUAACAUUUUUCCAACUUCAACUACUAAUGUUGUUUUCAAAGAGGUUUUUGAAAACCUUUAG